This is a messenger RNA of Nerophis lumbriciformis (worm pipefish), 2375 nucleotides long. It is a transcript of the gene dnaaf1, whose product is annotated as dynein axonemal assembly factor 1. Gene Ontology annotation, cellular component: axoneme. Gene Ontology annotation, molecular function: dynein complex binding; protein binding. Gene Ontology annotation, biological process: axoneme assembly. The record is from RefSeq and is a predicted model, not a curated record. NCBI's taxonomy places the organism in Eukaryota, Metazoa, Chordata, Actinopteri, Syngnathiformes, Syngnathidae.
ACUCUUACUUUUCGAAUACAACGUUGACAGUGUAUUCCAAACGUUGACGCACUACUUGUAAAUAUAAUCCCUUACGCCAUGUAGGUAUUUUUAAAGGGAUGCGUGUCAGUUAACUAGUCCGGUAGGAACCAAGGGACAUAUCCGGUAGUCGAAGCGUUACCAUAGUGACAAAAACAUCAACUAACAUUGAGCUCUUUGUUGAUCGGGGACUAGCAGGUGGAGUCUCUCUUUUUGGGCAAGUACACUCAAAUAGAAACCUAAACGCUCUUUUUUUGAACAAUGUCUCUGGUUGAGAUGACUGAAAUGUCAAAUAAGAAAACAACAGGAACUCAAAUUGGAUGUGCAGAUAUCCAAGGAACACCUGCUGAAGAAGAAAAUAAGCUUCCUGGGCCGCGGAUAACCAAGACCUUUUUAAGGGACCACUGUAAGCAGAACAAACUCUAUUCCACGCCAUUCCUCAAUGACACAUUGUAUCUGCACUACAAGGGUUUCUCCACAAUUGAAAACCUAGAGGAGUACACAGGACUCAAAUGUCUAUGGUUGGAAAGCAACGGGUUGCAACAGAUCGGGAACUUGGACGCGCAGGUCGAUCUCCGCUGCUUGUUCCUCCAGCAGAACCUUAUCCACAAGCUGGAAAACCUGGGCGCUCUAAAAAGGUUACGCACUCUGAACGUCUCCAACAAUUACAUAAACACCAUCGAGAACAUCUCCAGCCUUCCUGAGCUGAGUACCCUGCAGAUGGCUCAUAACAAACUGGCGGGCGUGAAGGCCAUAGAACACUUGAGUCAGUGUCCAUCCAUCAGCGUGCUGGAUCUGGCCCACAACCUCUUACAGGACCCUGAGAUCCUUCCUGUACUUGAAGCCAUGCCCGAAUUACGCGUCCUCACCCUGACGGGCAACGAAGUGGUGAGAAGGAUCCCCGACUACAGGAAGACUCUGACCGUGCGCCUCAAGCAGCUGACUUUCCUCGACGACAGGCCUGUGUUCCCCAGAGACAGAGCAUGUGCAGAAGCCUGGGCGCUCGGCGGGGUGGAGGCGGAGCGCGAGGAGAGGGAACGAUGGAACACUCGAGAAAGGAGGAAAAUCCAGGAAGGCUUGGAGGCCUUAGCUGCCGUUCGACAGAAAGCCCAGGAGAGACAACGCCUGAAAGAGAAGGUGGUGAGAGGUGAGACUUCCUUCGAUCCAGAAGCUUCUCAUCAGGACGCCGUCACUGAGAAAAUCCAAGGGUUUGUGCAGGAUACCCUGGAUGCUCAAGAAGAGUUCACACAAAACCAAAUAAAUCUGCAGCUCUGCAAAGAAGAUCCGGAGAAAGACGGAGAAAAGUCCGAGGAGGACGAUGGGAAACAGUCAGAAAGAGGUGAGUUCCAUGUUGAAGCUCCUGGUGAAACUGGACAUGGUCCUGGACCACUGGUGACUGAACUGGUGGAUGCAGAACAACUGGAAAGUAUUCCUCGGACUGAGCCGCUGCUUGUUGAUGACCUGCCCGAUCUGGAGGAUGUGGACUCAGAAGACCUGGCGGAUUUGUUCUCCUUGGACCGGGAGUUCAAACCCAAGAUAGAAGUCAUCUCAGGGGAUGGCAAUGACAAUGUGGAGGCAGUCGGGAGUGAGAGCAUCCACUCUGGCCCAGAUAAGUCCUGGCUUUUUAUUGGCGGCAGUAAGACAACCGAAGCACCUCAGGAUUCAGCGCUGAUGUAUUCAGGUGAGACUUCCUUCGAUCCAGAAGCUUCUCAUCAGGACGCCGUCACUGAGAAAAUCCAAGGGUUUGUGCAGGAUACCCUGGAUGCUCAAGAAGAGUUCACACAAAACCAAAUAAAUCUGCAGCUCUGCAAAGAAGAUCCGGAGAAAGACGGAGAAAAGUCCAAGGAGGACGAUGGGAAACAGUCAGAAAGAGGUGAGUUCCAUGUUGAAGCUCCUGGUGAAACUGGACAUGGUCCUGGACCACUGGUGACUGAACUGGUGGAUGCAGAACAACUGGAAAGUAUUCCUCGGACUGAGCCGCUGCUUGUUGAUGACCUGCCCGAUCUGGAGGAUGUGGACUCAGAAGACCUGGCGGAUUUGUUCUCCUUGGACCGGGAGUUCAAACCCAAGAUAGAAGUCAUCUCAGGGGAUGGCAAUGACAAUGUGGAGGCAGUCGGGAGUGAGAGCAUCCACUCUGGCCCAGAUAAGUCCUGGCUUUUUAUUGGCGGCAGUAAGACAACCGAAGCACCUCAGGAUUCAGCGCUGAUGUAUUCAGGUGAUACAAAUGAGCUUGAGACCGAUGCAAAGUCUGAUACGAGUCUGAUAUCAUGUCCACCACGCUGCCUGAUUGAGGAGCUGGAAUGACAUUUGUUUCGUUUUUUGGCAUCUCAAGAAAUAUAGUUCGUUUGUUGGCGGUU